Molecule: messenger RNA, 2594 nt
Organism: Dryobates pubescens (Downy woodpecker)
Lineage: Eukaryota; Metazoa; Chordata; Aves; Piciformes; Picidae
Gene: FZR1
Product: fizzy and cell division cycle 20 related 1
Exons: 14
Coding region: 142-1623 (493 amino acids)
Biological process (GO): positive regulation of anaphase-promoting complex-dependent catabolic process; anaphase-promoting complex-dependent catabolic process; positive regulation of ubiquitin protein ligase activity
Cellular component (GO): anaphase-promoting complex
Molecular function (GO): protein binding; ubiquitin ligase activator activity; anaphase-promoting complex binding
Source: RefSeq, a predicted model, not a curated record
UAUUGGGAGCGCUGGGGCCGGCGGAGAGUGACAGGAGGAGGCGGAGCGGGGCCGGGCCGGGCCGGCCGCACAGGAGAUUAAAUACUGUCUGGACUUGAUGACCAUAAAUUCCUGAGCCUGCUGAGCUCCCUGCUUCCCACCAUGGACCAGGAUUAUGAGAGACGUCUGCUGCGCCAAAUCAACAUCCAGAAUGAGAACACAAUGCCUUGUGUAGCAGAAAUGAGAAGAACCCUGACGCCUUCCAAUUCUCCCAUGUCUUCUCCUAGUAAGCAUGGUGAUAGAUUCAUUCCCUCCAGAGCUGGGGCCAACUGGAGCAUCAACUUCCACAGAAUAAAUGAAAACGAAAAAUCACCAAGUCAAAACAGAAAAGCAAAGGAUGCUACAUCAGACAAUGGCAAAGAUGGCCUUGCUUACUCUGCCUUGCUGAAGAAUGAGCUCCUAGGAGCAGGCAUCGAGAAAGUGCAAGACCCACAGACAGAAGACAGGAGGCUGCAGCCGUCCACCCCAGAGAAGAAGUCUCUCUUCACUUACUCGCUCAGCACAAAACGUUCCAGUCCAGAUGAUGGCAAUGAGGUCUCACCAUAUUCCCUGUCUCCUGUCAGCAACAAAAGUCAGAAGCUGCUAAGGUCACCUCGGAAGCCAACUCGGAAAAUCUCAAAGAUCCCUUUCAAAGUCCUGGAUGCCCCAGAGCUGCAGGACGACUUCUACCUGAACCUGGUGGACUGGUCCUCUCUUAACGUCCUUAGUGUUGGCCUUGGGACUUGUGUUUACCUCUGGAGUGCUUGUACCAGCCAGGUAACCAGGCUGUGUGAUCUCUCUGUGGAAGGAGAUUCAGUGACGUCUGUGGGCUGGUCAGAACGGGGGAACUUGGUAGCUGUUGGCACUCACAAGGGCUUUGUACAGAUCUGGGAUGCAGCUGCAGGAAAAAAGCUCUCCAUGCUCGAGGGCCACACAGCCAGAGUCGGAGCCUUGGCAUGGAAUGCAGACCAGCUGUCAUCUGGGAGUCGCGAUAGGAUGAUCCUUCAGAGGGACAUCCGCACCCCGCCCCUGCAGUCCGAGCGGCGGCUCCAGGGCCACAGGCAGGAGGUCUGUGGGCUCAAGUGGUCAACUGACCACCAGCUCCUGGCCUCUGGAGGAAAUGAUAAUAAGCUUCUUGUCUGGAAUCACUCCAGCCUCAGCCCUGUCCAGCAGUACACAGAGCACCUUGCAGCAGUGAAGGCCAUUGCCUGGUCUCCACACCAGCAUGGGCUGCUGGCCUCUGGUGGCGGCACUGCCGACCGCUGCAUCCGCUUCUGGAACACGCUGACUGGGCAGCCGCUGCAGUGCAUUGACACCGGCUCCCAGGUCUGCAACCUCGCCUGGUCCAAGCACGCCAACGAGCUCGUGAGCACCCAUGGGUACUCGCAGAACCAGAUCCUCGUCUGGAAGUACCCCUCGCUGACUCAAGUGGCUAAGCUAACAGGGCACUCCUACCGAGUCCUGUACCUGGCAAUGUCCCCUGAUGGGGAGGCCAUAGUGACAGGAGCUGGAGAUGAAACCCUGCGCUUCUGGAACGUCUUCAGCAAAACUCGCUCGACGAAGGAGUCCGUAUCUGUUCUCAACCUCUUCACCAGGAUACGAUAAACCCAACCCUGUGCACUGGGACCAGGAGACUGCAGCCUGCCAUACCAGGAUCAAACCACUACCUUGGUGUGCAUGGAACCCCAACCAACCAGCCAGAAGGGGAGGGAGUGCCAGUGGGACUGGAAGAUGGACCCAAGAGCUGCUCAUUAAAUAUGUGCUUGUGAACCAUGCUAGGCAGUGUUUGGGACGGGGUUGGGGAGGGAAGAGAACUGCCAAAGGUUUCUGGAUUCAUCCUUCAUAAAGGGCAAGGGGCACAGCAGAAAUGUCAAACCAGCACCCUUCAGCCCCUUGUGGAGUGGCACAGGCAUCUCUGACGUGGACCACCCAUGCCAGACCAAGGCCAUUCCAGCUGCUGUGUUGUCCCCUCUUGGGAGAGAUGGGAGCAUCCGUGCCUCUGCCUUGACAGGUUUAACGUGGUGCUCUGGCUCCCUCUGGCCUUGGACGGACACUUUGGAAGGUAGGAGCCAGCCAGACUUGUUCAAUACAACUGGUGCAAGGAGGCUAGACUCCAGGGUGGGCAUUAGCCUCUCUGGUUAUCUGAGGGCAUUGUUUCUAGCCUGGCAUCCCCAUUGCACACAGGAACUGGAGAACUGCCUUUUUUCUUUUUUCCUUCUCCAAAUAGGUGCUGCAGUGCUCGCUGCAGUGGCUCUCAGCAGAUAGCUGGAGUUUGGCACGUGGGAAGCUGCCUUCAAACACAGCUUUGGGCUCUAAACUUUGGAGGAAAGCUGAGGGUGCUCAGUCUCUGAGGAGCAUGUUCAUAAAGUUCUGGAAUUGCUAUUGCAUGUCCUGAGCCCACCCUUGUAGGUAACAGAGAGGAAAACCAAUGGCUUUAAACCAAACCAACCAACAAGUACCAUGCCUGCGGAGCUUCUCUCAGUGCCAUUCGUGGCUGGCUGCUUGCUCUGGAGUCUUCCUGAGGACAGAAGCAGUUGAUGUGUUCAAGAAAUCAAACAACCCUGUGGAGCUUUUUU